AUGCAGCGCGCUCCGGUGACAGUUGAGGAAGUGCAGUUGGAAAAAGCGGUUAAGGAAGAAUGCCAAUGGGAGAAUCUUCCCAGGCGACUUCAACAAACCCUGCCUUCCAAGGAAGAAUGGCACACAAGGGUAAUUGAAUACUGCAUAAAGAAGAGACUUCAAUGGAAUAGCUGUUUUGUUCGUAAAGUUUGUAAAGAAAACGAGUAUUAUGAAGUCAUGAUGCGCUACUUGCGGAAGCAUCUUGCUCUGUUUCCUUAUCAUCUGGCGGGUUAUGUGUGCCGUGUAAUGAGAGUAUCACCUUUCAGAUAUUACUGUGAUAUGAUUUUUGAAGUAAUGAAAACUGAGCAACCUUAUGACAGCAUCCCGAAUUUUAGUGCUGCGGAUGCUUUUAGACUUACAGGAAUUGGGAGAAAUGAAUUUAUUGAUAUAAUGAACAAGUGCAAAUCUAAGAAAAUAAUGUGGAAACUGAACAAGUCAAUAGCAAAAGAACUUUUGCCUACUCAACCUGUGGAUUUUCCUAUUGAACCGUGGUGGGGAGUUUGUCUUGUGAACUUUACCUUGGAAGAAUUUAAGAAACUCUCAGAGGAGGAAAUGGCCACAGUAGACAAAGUCUGUAAGGAGGAAGCUAAUUCAUUUGCCAUGUUUAAUCCUGACAUUGUAAGGGGUCUUUACAUACGAGGACUGAUCUAUUUUGAUGUUCCUAUAUAUCCAGACGACCGACUUAAAGUUUCCAGGCUUGAAGGUUUCAUUUCCAACAGGGAGCAGUCAUACGAAGAUCCUAUUGAAGAGUUGUUGUAUGCAGUUUUUGUAGUUACAAAUGAAAAUGCAACUGUUAGGGAGUUGGCAACAACCCUACAGGCUGACUUGUUACAACUGCAGGCUGCUGCUGCUUUUGUGUGUCGUUUGGGAUGGGCAACAAAAGUAAUUGAUCCAGAAUAUAUUCUUGAAGACUCAAGUAUACCUGCUGCGUCUCCUAGAAGCACAGUCAGUGAUGAAGAUGCUUCUGUUACAAGUCUGGGUUCUGAGAAUAUGCUUAUUGAUAAUGACUCCAUUCAACAAGGGGAUACUUCAAGUUCAGGGAAAUCAGGCCCUCGUUCUGCCUAUACUCGUGUUGCUUUCAUAGUUGAUGCGAACAUUACAUCCUAUCUUAUGAUGGGGUCUGUUUCACCAGGCCUGAAAUCUCAUGCCGUUACACUCUAUGAAGCGGGGAAAUUGGGUCAUGCCAGCAUUGGUGAUCUUUGCGAGGAUCUUAGCACCCUAGAGGGUGCAACAUUUGAGGGAGAACUACAGGAAUUUGCAGAUCAUGCUUUUAGUCUUCGUUGUGUGUUAGAAUGUCUACAAUCAGGUGGAAUAACUACUGAUAAAAAAGAGGAGGGGGGUUUUGAUAAGCUGGAUAUGACUACCUCAAGUAAUGAGAAGUUAAUUUCUGUGAUAUCUGAGCCUGAAAUUUCUUUGGCUGAGAGAUCAGGAAACCCUGGUGUUGUAGAACCUGUGUUAAAUAAUGAUGAUUCAAUAAAUUUUGAUUCAGAGAAGCAUGUGGAGGCUUCUGUUUCCCCUGAACUGGAUCACAGUAGUAUGGGUGAUAGAGCCCAUUCUAUUACUUUGGAAGAUGACAGUACUCACAUUCAGGAUACAGAUGAGUCAGAUACAAAUUUCCAUAGCAAUGAGAAACUAGUAGCAGUUGAAGGGUCAGAUGUUGGAGCAGAAUUGCUAAAGAGGACAAAGAAAUAUCGUGUAAACAUUCUCCGAUCUGAAAGCUUGGCUUCUCUUCCACCAGCAACUCUCAAUCGUUUGUUUCUACGUGACUAUGAUAUCCUUGUGUCCAUUGUGCCCCUUCCUCAUUCAUCAAUUCUUCCUAGAUCUGAUGGUCCAGUUCAUUUUGGUCCUCCCACAUAUUCUUCUAUGAGUCCUUGGAUGAAAUUGGUAUUAUAUUCAACUGCAGCUUGCGGGCCUGUAUCAGUUGUUCUGAUGAAAGGACAGUGUCUCCGCUUGCUUCCUGCUCCAUUGGCUGGUUGUGAGAAAGCCCUUGUAUGGUCUUGGGAUGGCACUACAAUAUCCGGCUUAGGAAGGAAGCUUGAAGGAAAUUUAGUUAAGGGAGGUAUACUCUUGCAUUAUUUAAAUUCACUUCUUAAACAUUCAGCAGCAAUGGUGCUUCCUCUCAGUAAGUGUGAUCUUAAUGAAUCUGGAAAAGUUACUACUUUGGAUAUCCCUUUACCCUUAAAGAACUCAGAUGGGUCAAUCGCCUCGGUAGAAGAAGAGUUAGAAAUAUGUGAAGAGGAUCAUUCUAAGGUGAAUUCUAUGUUGACUAAUUUGGCAAACAAGAUGGAACUGUGGACAGUUGGUUAUAUUCGGCUAUUGAAAUUAUUUAAUGGAACAGAAUCAGGUCAGUACUCUUCUGAAAAGAAGUAUGAAUGGGUUCCUUUGAGUGUGGAAUUUGGGAUGCCUCUAUUUAGUCCAACAUUGUGCAAUAAUAUAUGUAGAAGGAUAGUUUCAUCGGAGAUGCUCCAAUCUGCCUCAUUUAGUGAACACCAUGACGCAAUGCAAAGCUUGAGGAAAAAGUUGCGUGAUAUUUGUGCGGAGUACCAAUCAACAGGUUUCACUACAAAGCUUUUUUACCAGACAAAGCAAUCCAAGGAGUCUUUUGGACGACAUAUGCAAGCUAGUGGAAGGUGGAAUCCACUUAUGGAUCCUUCUUCUCCCAUUUCAGUGGCAUCAAGUGCACAUCAGAGGUUUAAACUUGCUAAUCGGGAACGCUGCCAAACUGAAGUGUUGAGCUUUGAUGGCUGUGUUCUUAGAUCAUUCGCAUUAAGUAGUGCUGAUGAAGUUGCCACAAGAACUACUAAAGAAGCCCCUCAAGCCGAUACAAUAAAAGCUGAACCAGAAGAAAAUGAUAGUAAAGAAGCAAUCCUUCCUGGUGUUAAUCUUAUUUUUGAUGGUUCUAAGUUGCUUCCAUUUGACAUAAGUGCUUGCCUCCAGGCUCGCCAGUCCAUUUCCUUAAUAACAGAGGCAGCAGCUGCCUCAGCAUAUGUAGCUACCAAAUAGAUUUGCAUUCAUUAUAGGUUAAUCCCCUUCGAAUCUUGGGUAUACACGAACGGCAAUGCUAGCGAGAGACACUUGCCAAUUUCAAUGCUACUGUCUGGUUUGCAUGCAUCUUCAAGAUUGAUGGUUGUACACAAACUUUGGGCUCACCUAGGAGUUAAGGUUUUGUCAGAUCAGGAAAUUCACAUCAGUUGGAGCUAGAUAUGUAAUGGUCAUUGAACAAUGUAUGUAAUGUAAGUCAGGAAUAUUUUUUUUUCUCCUGUCACAUACAUGCAGCAAAAAGGACAUUAUCACCAGGGGCUCAUAUUUGAAGAUAACAUAGUCAUUGGAAACUCCUUAGCUUCUUCUAUUCCAUUUUUAAAGAUGUGAAUUGACUUGUCUUUACUCUAGCUGCUUCCUCGUUUAUUACUCAUUUUUAA
This is a messenger RNA of Lotus japonicus, 3458 nucleotides long. RefSeq lists its product as uncharacterized. The transcript has 11 exons. The record is from RefSeq and is a predicted model, not a curated record. Lineage: Eukaryota; Viridiplantae; Streptophyta; Magnoliopsida; Fabales; Fabaceae. The coding region runs from base 1 to 3042 and encodes 1013 amino acids.